GGCUAGCGAGAGGGAGCUUCCCAUUUGCCAUUCAGUGUCUUUGAGCCGAGGCAGCCAAAGGGGCGGCGGGAGCUCCCGCACCAGACUCUCCCAGACAGAAAGGGGGCGAGACAACUGCGGAAUUCACCCGCCGUGCCAGGGCACUUCCGAGGCAACAACCGACUGGCACUUUUUCUCCCCUUGGCAAACUGGAUUUCUUUUUUUUUUUUUUUUAAGCUACUUGGCAGCUGUAUCUGACUCCACCUCCCCUAACACCCCCCUCCCCGGUGCCUUUUCCUUUUUCUUCAGAAAUCCGGACAGAAUUGGGCAUCUUUGUUAAUUGCCGUUGGGGGAGCCUGGCCGGGGGCUUUCGCCAGGCCAACGUCGCCUGCGCGCCGAGCCUGGUUUGCUCACCUUUGAACUGCAAAGGGAUCAAGUUCAGCUCGAGUUGCCAGCAUUGGGACUUGGAGGAAGGAGAGGGAGCGUACUAGAGAGAGUGGGAGAAGGGGAAAGGGGAAAGGAGAGGAGGGAGGAGAGAGGAGGAGGAGAGAGAGGAUAGAGGGAGGGAGGGGAGGGAUCGAGAGAGAGGGAGAGGGAGAGAGAGAGAGCGCGCGCGGGGAGAGAGAGAGGCUGCAAUCUCCUCCCUGAAUCGCGCACAGCGCUGCAGAUCCCAGUGCUCUGACAUGCGGGCCGAAUGCAGGUGAGGAAAGGCACGGACUCUACGGCUGCGAACCCAAACUUGGGCACCGCGAAGUGCGCACGGCUCAGGCUUCACCCCGCGGGCGAACGGCUGCUGCGGUUUCAGGCGGCGGCUUCGUGACUAAUGACCUUGCGCAGAGUUGUUAAGAAAAAAGAGAAACCCGAGCUCUCGGGAGUGAAGGGACUGACUCUCCGGGCAUCUCUGAAGAUGGCUCGGGCUGCUCUUCCGCACACGGGGGGGACCCAGACGCGGACCGCUGUGUGACGCGAGUGGUCUCCACUGCACGGUGCCCGAAGCGACCUGCCGGGAUUUUUCAUUCUUGAUCCGUUGCCUGGCUCCUCCGCUGCCUGAGCGGAGUCGGAGUUGAGACUGGCUUGUUGCUGACCCUAGCGCCUCGUGCAGGAAGCGACUCACGUUUGCCUGGGCAGCCGGAGCAGAAGCUGGGUCUGGAGUGAGUGGCUGAAACGUGAAUUGGACUCAACUCGAGUAGCAUCAAAGACCAGCGGGGUUGGCAGGCGGGGUGAGCUGCAGGCUCGCUCCCCUCCGCUUCCCGGCUCCACCGCCCGCCUCCCGGAGCGGUUCCGGCCCCAUCCGACAGAGCGGGGACAGUAGCUCGGGAUCCUCCGCCCGCUGCGGGAAUGACUCUGGGGGGGCGCCGAGUCCGCGGCGCGCAGUGUCCCGUGAACUGUGAGUACUGCGACUGAACGGCGGCCGGCAAGUGGGCGAUUAGUACCCAUUGCAUGAAUUAUGAAACAAUAACUUUCGGAAGAAGCAGGAGGAAAAAAAAAGAAGGAUCUAUCGCUGGUCCCCCCUGGCUGACUCUGGACGUUGCUCUUGCCCCCUCCCUCCUCUUCCUCUCGCUUCUUCCCUUCCCGGAGAGGAGAGAGGACUGGGAGGAGGGCAGGCGACCGGCCCCGGAGGAAGGGGGCGCCGAGGGGGCCUUGAUUAGAAGGAGCAGUAGCAACAGCAGCAGGAGAAGAUGCUGAGGAUGCGGACCACGGGAUGGGCGCGCGCCUGGUGCCUGGGCUGCUGUCUCCUCCUGCCGCUCUCACUCAGCCUGGCGGCCGCCAAACAACUCCUCCGGUACCGACUGGCCGAGGAGGGCCCAGCAGACGUCCGCAUCGGCAACGUCGCCUCGGACUUGGGCAUCGUGACCGGCUCCGGUGAGGUGACUUUCAGCCUCGAGUCGGGCUCAGAGUACCUGAAGAUCGACAACCUCACCGGCGAGCUGAGUACGAGCGAACGGCGCAUCGACCGCGAGAAGCUGCCCCAGUGUCAGAUGAUCUUCGACGAGAACGAGUGCUUCCUGGACUUCGAGGUGUCGGUGAUCGGGCCCUCGCAGAGCUGGGUGGACCUGUUCGAGGGUCGGGUCAUCGUGCUCGACAUCAACGACAACACGCCCACCUUCCCGUCGCCCGUGCUUACGCUCACGGUGGAGGAGAACCGGCCCGUGGGCACUCUCUACCUGCUACCCACCGCCACCGACCGUGACUUCGGUCGCAACGGCAUCGACCGCUACGAGCUGCUCCAGGAGCCCGGGGGCGGCGGCGGCGGCGGCGAGGGCCGGCGCGCCGGGCCUGCCGACAGCGCCCCCUACCCCGGGGGCGGCGGGAACGGCGCGACCGGCGGCGGCGGCUCGGGUGGCUCCAAGAGGCGGCUGGACGCGCCGGAGGGUGGCAGCGGGACCAACCCGGGAGGCCGCAGCAGCGUGUUCGAGCUGCAGGUGGCCGACACCCCGGAUGGCGAGAAGCAGCCGCAGUUGAUCGUGAAGGGGGCGCUGGACCGCGAACAGCGCGACUCCUACGAGUUGACCCUACGGGUGCGCGACGGUGGCGACCCGCCCCGCUCCUCUCAGGCCAUCCUGCGGGUGCUCAUCACUGACGUGAAUGACAACAGCCCCCGCUUCGAGAAGAGCGUGUACGAGGCUGACCUGGCCGAGAACAGCGCCCCAGGGACCCCCAUCCUGCAGCUGCGCGCCGCCGACCUGGACGUGGGGGUCAACGGGCAGAUUGAGUAUGUGUUUGGGGCGGCUACUGAGUCCGUGAGGCGGCUGCUGCGCCUCGACGAGACGUCCGGCUGGCUCAGUGUCCUGCAUCGUAUCGACCGCGAGGAGGUGAACCAGCUGCGCUUCACUGUCAUGGCCCGCGAUCGCGGGCAGCCCCCCAAGACCGACAAAGCCACGGUGGUCCUCAAUAUCAAGGACGAGAACGACAAUGUGCCGUCCAUUGAAAUCCGCAAGAUCGGGCGUAUCCCACUCAAGGACGGGGUGGCCAACGUGGCCGAGGACGUUCUGGUCGACACCCCCAUCGCCCUGGUGCAGGUGUCUGACCGAGACCAAGGCGAGAACGGAGUGGUCACCUGUACCGUGGUGGGCGACGUGCCCUUCCAACUCAAACCGGCCAGCGACACAGAGGGCGAUCAGAACAAGAAAAAGUACUUUCUGCACACGUCUGCCCCUUUGGACUAUGAGACCACUCGGGAGUUCAACGUGGUCAUAGUGGCGGUGGACUCGGGCAGCCCUAGCCUCUCCAGCAACAACUCCCUGAUUGUCAAGGUGGGAGACACUAAUGACAACCCUCCCGUCUUCGGCCAGUCGGUGGUGGAGGUUUACUUUCCCGAGAACAACAUCCCUGGUGAGAGGGUAGCCACGGUGCUGGCGACAGACGCCGACAGCGGGAAAAACGCUGAGAUCGCCUACUCUCUGGACUCUUCCGUCAUGGGGAUCUUUGCCAUAGAUCCCGAUUCCGGGGACAUCCUCGUCAAUACGGUGCUGGACCGUGAGCAGACUGACAGGUAUGAGUUUAAAGUUAACGCCAAAGACAAAGGCAUCCCGGUGCUGCAGGGCAGCACCACUGUGAUUGUGCAGGUGGCUGACAAGAAUGACAAUGACCCUAAGUUUAUGCAGGACGUCUUUACCUUUUAUGUGAAAGAAAACUUGCAGCCCAACAGCCCCGUGGGAAUGGUCACAGUGAUGGAUGCUGACAAGGGGCGCAAUGCGGAGAUGAGCCUGUACAUAGAGGAGAACAGUAACAUUUUUUCCAUUGAAAAUGACACAGGGACCAUUUACUCCACCAUGUCUUUUGACCGGGAACAUCAGACCACAUACACAUUCAGAGUCAAGGCUGUGGAUGGGGGAGAUCCUCCCAGAUCUGCAACAGCCACAGUCUCUCUCUUUGUGAUGGAUGAGAAUGACAACGCUCCCACCGUUACCCUUCCCAGAAACAUUUCCUACACUUUACUGCCACCUUCAAGUAAUGUCAGAACAGUGGUAGCUACAGUGUUGGCAACAGACAGUGAUGAUGGCAUCAAUGCAGACCUUAACUACAGCAUUGUGGGAGGGAAUCCCUUCAAGCUGUUUGAGAUUGAUUCCACCAGUGGUGUGGUUUCCUUAGUGGGAAAACUCACCCAAAAGCAUUAUGGCUUGCACAGGUUGGUAGUGCAAGUGAAUGACAGUGGGCAGCCUUCCCAGUCCACGACGACUCUGGUGCAUGUGUUUGUCAAUGAAAGUGUUUCUAAUGCAACUGUGAUUGACUCCCAGAUAGCCAGAAGUUUGCACACCCCACUUACCCAGGAUAUAGCUGGUGACCCAAGCUAUGAAAUUAGCAAACAGAGACUCAGUAUUGUGAUUGGGGUGGUUGCUGGAAUUAUGACAGUGAUUCUAAUCAUCUUAAUUGUAGUGAUGGCAAGAUACUGCCGUUCCAAAAAUAAAAAUGGCUAUGAAGCUGGCAAAAAAGAUCAUGAAGACUUUUUUACACCCCAACAGCAUGACAAAUCUAAAAAGCCUAAAAAGGACAAGAAAAACAAAAAAUCUAAGCAGCCUCUCUACAGCAGCAUUGUCACUGUAGAAGCUUCUAAACCAAAUGGACAGAGGUAUGAUAGUGUCAAUGAGAAGCUGUCAGACAGCCCAAGCAUGGGCCGAUACCGAUCAGUUAACGGCGGGCCCGGCAGUCCUGACCUGGCCAGGCAUUACAAAUCUAGUUCCCCAUUGCCAACUGUCCAGCUUCACCCCCAAUCACCAACUGCAGGAAAAAAACACCAGGCCGUACAAGAUCUACCACCAGCUAACACAUUUGUGGGAGCAGGAGACAACAUUUCAAUUGGAUCAGAUCACUGCUCUGAGUACAGCUGUCAAACCAAUAACAAGUACAGCAAACAGAUGCGUCCACUUCCAUACAUUACUGUGUUUGGCUGAAUUCCACUCUAAUAUGAUGCUCCAUUAUGCACCAUACUCUGAUGACCUUGCUACUUCGCAACCUGCUGGAGCCUGCCCUUGGCCGUGGGGUGUCAGCCAAUCACUGCUUGUUCCACUUGUGCAUUUGAUUUUCAAGGUUUUUUUUUUUUUUUCUUUUCGUCUCAUUUAAGGAAAAAUAGUAUUGAAAUAAAUAAACCUAUAAAAAAAGUAUUAAUAAAGAAAUGUGUUACUAAUGGGUGUCAAAGUCACCAGGAAUUCCAUUCUCAAAGAGGUAGUUAGCAGAAUUUAAUAGUAAAGUCUUAAAAAAAAAAACAAAAAAACCCAAAAGCCUAUUUCAACAAUGAUUUGAAGACUCUGGCUUUGGGUGAACCGAGGAAAAUUUAGUCUAUUAAGUCUUUGUCUAUAAUACAUUAAAUAAUGACUUUGAAUAAAAUCCUAAAUUGAUCAAUAGUUUUAACUUGUUAUGUAAUCACAGUCUUUUCCAGACCAGUGAGAUAGUUGUGAGAGUAAAGGACGGUGUCUCUUGCUCAUUGUGUGUGUCUUUCUAAAUGCCACUGUGUGUGUUUGCGUGUCCUCCCACACAUGUGUAUGCAAAGACUUUGAGCAACAUUUAUAAAUUAUAUUGUUUAUAAAGACAUAUUCAAGAGAUUUAUUUUGUAUUUAUCACAGCCUCUGCCAAAGGUUGAUUUUUCCUUAAUCAAGAAAUACUGAACAAAAUAUCUGUAGACUUUCCAAGGGAUUGUUUGUUUGUUUUUUAAAUUCCUUAAGAAAAUUUAGAAACUUUCAGUUAGAUUCACUGAAGUCACUGUGGUCAUAUUCAGAAGGAAUAUGUUUUUGUGGACUACAUUCAUCUGAAGGCUAUUCUAUUUAAUGUCAGAGAACAUAAAUGCAAGAGGCUUCUGAGAAUUCAGCAUGUGACAUACUGAGAAAGCAAGUAGCCGGAUUUUAGUUGUGUAAGUAGCGAUUUGCUAGGUAAGUCAGGGAAUUCUCUGUAUGGUCCCUCUAACUCUCUCUGUUUGUAUAUUUGUGUUUCUGUUUGUUAUGUUGUAUGUGUUUACGUGCCUAAAAAUAAGUGUUCCACUUGUAAACUUUGAUAAUUGUAUAAUAUAUUUAUCAUAUCAUCUGCCCAAUUAAAGUUUUUCCCCAAGUUUUGAAAUACUGACCAAGAAUGCCAGAUUCUUGAGAAAAUUUUGGUGAAUUAUUGUUAACAGAAAAGCACUUUCAGAAAAAUAAAUAAAUAUUGGAACAACAUUAAAAUACGGAGUGACAGGAAAGGCACGCGAACCCAUGAACAUCACUAAUGCAUGCAUUUCAGACCUUUUAUUUUAUUAGCCAUUGAUUUAAUUCUGCAAAAAGGAAAUUUUCAGAAGUAUCACUGAGACUAUAGUGAAAUUCCUGAAUAAAACCUAAUGAUCAUCAACCUCUCAUUUCGUUUUGAGCACAAGGACCAGUGUGAGAAACUGGUGAAGAGAAUUCUUACUGCUUUUAGCUUCUUGGAAAUGUCAUGUUUCCUCAUUUUAACUAGUAAACUUCUUCAGAUAUGCUGAAAGUGUAAAUCCUCUAACAAAUCACGUCAACUCCAAAACAAAUUAUAGACCAAAAAAAAGGCCAGAAUUUUGGGGAUAACCUAAAAUGUGUAAUCACAUGGAGGGGUAUUUAUGAAUAUCUUCACAAAGAAGAACAUUAUAAGGCAGAAUUAUGCAAACUUGGUUUGCAACACACUAUUGGGACAUGAGUCAAUUUGUGAAUUUCUACCACAAUUAGAAAGAUACAAAAUAAAGCCAAAAAUUUUCAAGGAUUCCAUCCAUAUAGUAAGAGUAAAUAUUGUCUUGGGAGAUCUUUAUUUCAGUUGUGUUUGUAUGCCUGUGUGUCUUCGGCUUUUGGUUGCUUCGUAAAAAAUGUGUCUUAUUGUGGAAGCAGCUGAAAAGUAUUGCGAACCACCACUCUAGACUGUUUGGGGUGGGAAACAAUGGCUAUUUACAGUUAUGAUUGGAAAAACAUAAUAAAUCAAAACAAAAGAAUUACUAACGCUCCCCAGAAUGUUAGUGUGUUAUUAAGCUGAAUCAGAACAAUCAACAGCAGUGAGCUUUUGAGAAGUCCAUUAUCAUCCUCCUUUUUUUUUUUUUUAAUAUCUGAAGAUGUCGCCCUUGGUUCCUAUCCGUGCACAGACAUUUCUCCCCCAAACCCCUGCUCCCAGUUGUCAUCCCCACCUCAGGUCUCCUGACCAGGCUCCUUUUCAGUUACUGGAAUUUACCAUUUAGGGUGGUGCCUGCGGACAGGUGGAGGCAGACUCAGAGCCAACCAUCCAAUACCCUGUAUAUUUUAGCAUUUGGACAUUUUCUUUUAAACGUCAGGACAAUACUUCAUUGUACUCUAUAAACUCUAAAGAGAAAUAUGAGCAUGUUAGAGACUAGUUUAAAUAAAGUUUAUUUCUUUUAACACAUCUCAUAUCAGCUGGUACUGGGUAUGAAAAGAAAAAUGAGAUUGAGUCUUUGUCCUCAUGGAAUUAAUAUAUUAAAGAAGAUUACAGAGCAGAAAAACGAUAGAUAAUAUUGGCAUUAUGCUUCUUCAGUUUCAAAGCAUUGAAUGCAUGUUUGCUCCUCAGAACAGUCUGCAAGGAAAAGCACCAUUUCUGAGACAAGGGAGCUGAGGUAAUGAACAGCUUUUUCAUGGCUCUGGUGGAACUGGCUAAGAACUAUCAGGUCUUUGAAGAAAUAAACCAAAUUCAAAAGUACUGACAGCAUUUAGGGGAGGUGGUGACAUUUGUACUUCUGACUACAGUGUAUUUUCAGACUUACCUGGGUAAAAUCUUUGCAAAAGAAUUAGAAUGGGACUCAUUUUUCAAACUUCUUUUGGUCACAAACUGCACUUUCUAUUACAAAAAAAAAGUGCUGUGGGUAUAAUUUAGAGAUUGAAUUAAUUCACCCAAUUUGUAAACAAUAGCCUCAUAUGUGAUUAAAAACAAACAAGGCAACCUCAAGAAUUAGGUAAAUCACUCUAAUCCUAACUUUACUUCUGAGGCUCUCUCUAGAAAAGCUAUCGAGGUCCUUCAGAAGUAAUUCCAUGUUUGAAAUAGCUACCUGGGAAUAAUUUCUAUCUAUAACUUUGCAAAACACUUUUCUUGGAUGUGUAUGAUUUUUUUUAAUUCAUUUACUUUAUAAAGAAUAGAUUGGCUAUGUCUUUAGUAUACAGUACAAGGCUUUGUAAUUAAAAUGAUGGCUAAAACAGGGCCCUUAUCUUCAGCGCAAAAAUAAUAUAUACAAGGUAAGGGAUACGUGAAGUUCAGGGGAACUAUCCCCAAGUUUAUCUUGUCCAUCAUGCGAUCAGUGCCUACUACAGUGUCCCGCGUACCAGAGACACUCCUAAAUAUUUGUUGAACAGAUGACUGAACAAAAGGCCUGGGCCUUGGUGCUAGGUAGCCUGAGAAAUCCACCCACGUUGGAUCACUGAACUGCGCUGUGGCCACUUUUCUAUCCAUCUCUGAGAACAUCCUAAUUGUUAUUUUCUUUCCCUGCUGGGUGGAUGUCUCCAUGAUAAAAGGCUACCUGCUGGGUUGGCUAGAGCCUCUGCCUUCUCUGCGGGGUGUGUGACUCUUGUUUUGGUACCAAAUGAGCAAUUGUCUGAUUUCCCCUCUUUACUUCCUCUGGGUGGUGGUAUACACACCAAACCCUUAAAAAAGAUAAAGUAAACUAAAGCAAACAUGUAAGGAGGCACUGGUCACACAGUAGAUGUGUGAUAUAUUUGAGGGGCUUUGAAAAAAGCGUGCAAAUAUAUGGGUUUUCAGGAUUUUUCUGGCACUCCAUUUUUAGGAGAAAAACAGAUACAUGUGUCCCCAAACACACGCAUGAGUCUCCGUUUUGUCAACGUGUAUCUUCCCGCAGGUAGUAGUAUUUCGCUGUGCCAACCCACGCUCACUCGUAACACAUGUUUUCCCCCCGUUUCCAUUCUCACUGCCCCUGGGGAGCGGUCAUCUUUAAAGGUGAGAGUCCAGCACAUCUGUAAAGAGAAACAUGUACUUGGCGUACUCAGGAGAGAGGUCUAGAAGAGGGAGUGUGCCCUGACUGGGGAGUGAUGAGCAGUGAGGUGGGAGCUGAGAAAUGCAACUCGAAAGCACGCCUUCCAAGCCCCAAAUUCUAAGGAGCACCUUUUUUUAAAUAGCAAAUGACCUCCGGAGGAGUUGGUUCAGUCUUUGGCACACCUGGGUGUAAACCGCUGUAAGCAGAUAACUAGGUCGGCACCUCACAAAGACCAGUAGUUCUUAAGAAAUACAGAUUUGAUGAGGGCCUUAAGGAAGGGUGGUCAACUUUCAGUAGUUUAGAAGACCGAGAACUCUGUUAAGGCAAGGAGUGGCUCGAACUCCAGCUGGGAGUCAGGAGGUAAGGUGAGAUUAUAACUAAAUAAAUAAACAAAUAAAUAAAGGGGGGGGGGACGGGACUCAGUCCUGACAAAAGCCAAUGUUUGUGGCCUUGAAUUUUGACCCGGGGCCCUGGUGACCGAAGGAUGACACUAAACGUCAAGGCUUCAUGUGAUUGCAAGAUUUAGUGUCAAAAAGCAGUGGAUGUUUACUUUCUCCCAUUUCUGCCAGGUGUUCUGUUUGGGUUUGGUUUUUGUUUUCAGCCUGGAAUGUAUGUCCACCUGCUCUGUCUUCAUUCAUUUUCUACCCCUGUAUUUUUGACAGAAAGAACAGAGAAGGAAAAUAGAAGGGAAAAAAAAACACAAACUGCAUGGCAAUAGACUCCCUUUCUCUCUACUAUUAUUAUUAGACUGCUGGAAUCAAAGCUGUUGCCACAUUACUGCCGUGGAGCUGUUUCUUAUCCUAAUUUACUUUGUUCUCAGAAAUUGAGUUCUAGUAGGUCUGUACUGUAUCCCAGAAACCUGCAUUUUUGACAUUUUCACUUUCUCAAUUCUGAUUGCAGAGGGUAGGUCAGGCUACAAAAAACGUGAGGUUUAGAGCCCCUGAAAUCCCUAACUUCUGCUUCCUGGCUCACUCUUCGACAGCCUCUGGGAAGUAGGAAACUAAAGCUGGAUGAGGUAACAGGAAAGUCUGCCUUCUUGUCCUGGCUCUGUCACUGACUGGCCAGUGUGACCUUAUGUAAGUCCUCUGAAGUCCCCAAGCCUCUCAAACUCAUCCUCUGUCAUUUUACAUAAUAACCGCUGCUCUGAUUACAUGACAGGGUUCAUGAGAGCCACAUAAAACGUGUGGGGCUUGUGAAAACGCUACCGCAACUUAAGAUAAUAUUUCUAGUUAUCAAGAAAUUUCUCUAAGCCCUUCUUAAAGUGCAUUUACACUUUUGGGGUAUUUUCACUAUGAUGUUAAAAAGUUAUUUUGGUUUUGGUUUUGGUUUGUUUGGUCACAAUGUACUUGUUUGGAGCCCUGACGUUCUCUAAUCCUGGCUGAUUUCUUCAUGGUUACGCUGAUCCUGCUCAAGGUGCAGCCAGUGCGUGUGCCUCUCUGUCUGCCAGAAGGCACUGGGUUUGGUCACAAAUCAUUUCAGUGCCUGUGGCAUCUCGACGGUGAAAGAGAAGCAAUAGCUUGUUGCUGUAAAACAAAGAGUUUAGGAAAGGCUCACAAUAGUUUGUAUCCAUUUUGAUACUUAAAAUUUUUUUUCACUACUUUUUAAGAGUGCUUUAUUCUUCUGCGCAUUAUCUCCUGGGAGGUUUUCUUUCACUCCUCAUGCCAGCCUGUAACGUUAAGAGCUGUCAUUUAUUUGAGCUCUAAGUCUGUGCGGUCACUCUGCCACGGGGUCUGUCACACGCAUGCAUUUCCUCCUCCUAACGACUCCAGGAGGCGGGGCCGGCUCUUUUCUCCAUGUGACAUAUGUAACUGGGAAAAAAACAAACAGAAGCUCUUAGGUCCCUUCUUCUCUACCUAAAACAGGGGGCCUUAAUUUACCUGCAGUCAACUUUCCUCCAACCUAUUUCUCUCUUUGAAUUUGAGAAUUAUUAUUAGCAUAAUAGUCCUGAUCAAUGUUUGUAUUAUGCACAGAUUUACGUAUUCAUAUAUUUAGGCGUUUGUACGCAGUUUGCUCUAGUGCACAAUCCCUGCUAUGUCUCCUGAGCAGGCUGAGAAGAGAGUCUGUGAUAGUCACAAGGACUGUGGUAACAAAAUACCAAAAUACUGUGUGGCUUAAACAAUAGAAAUUUCUUUUUUUCACAGGUCUGGAGGCUAGAAGUCUCAGAUCAAGGUGCCAGCACAUUUGCAGAGAGAGAGAGCUCUGAUGUCCCUUUCUCUUCUUCUAAGGACACCAGUGCUAUCAGAUUAGGGCCCUACCCUCUGAUACCAUCUAACCAUAAUUAGCCCCAUAAAGACUCUAACUCCAAGUAAGUCACUUUGGAGUUUGGGGCUUCAACAAGUGAAUUCCCAGGAGAUACAGUUCAUUCCGUAACAGAAUCCUUUCUUGGUCCGAGCAAGAACUUGUUGGACCAGAUCAUCAUUUCUUCAUGAGUUUGUCAUUUACCACAUACGGUCUGUACUUUCAUAGGAAGGAAGGUACACUUCCCAUUUUAUGAGGACCUUUUCAACCCUUUUCAGAUCAGCCUCAAAAGACGUGCAGCCAGAUAGAUGUGUUUUGGCAUUGAUGGAAAAUUGGUACAAUAGCUAUAGCUUUUGUGAAAUAAUAUGAAUCUAUAACAUGUAGGCAUGUGCAUAAAAUUUGAAAUUCAUGUUUUAGCUUAUGUGUAACAUUUUAUGCACAUCAUUGAAUGCUUUCUACAGUUUUCAGCUUUCACAGGGAUGUGUGACAUUAAAUAACAUCUUAAUUAUUUUAAUUUUGCCAACUGAUAAGUUCAUGUAGGUAUAUUAAUUAAUAUAAAAUCAAUAUUUGUAUAAAAGAGUCCAAAAAUUGUUCCACAAAUGUAACAGAGUUCUUUUUAAAUGAUGAUGUUUAUAUUUAGUUUUAAAUGUCUGGUAUAUUUUCAGCAUUAAAGUCCGAAUGAAAAGCAGUAGGAGUUGAGUGGGGAGGGAAUCAGUUGAAACAGUAAUAAGGUAGGCUUAAUAAUCCCUCUUUUCAAAGGACAGUCUCAGUGGAUUUGCAGGCAUAGUGGCAUAAUUGGUCUGACAACAAUCCAGUGGGUAUGACUUCUCAUGGCAUAUGGAAACUGCCAAGCAUGUAACCGAGGCUAGUCCCACGCUCUGAGUGACUCUCCACCAGCUAUUAUUAUGUGUGCAUGCAACACUUUGCAUCAUGACGCAAACCCAUGGACACAUCAAGGGUUUUUUUUUUUUACACUGUGCCUUUUAAUUUUCUUAGUUAAAAAUUCAUGUGAUGAAAUACAUAAUGAGUAGCCUGGGAACUAUAUAUGCAUAAAGCAAUGAUUUUUUUAGGGGGAUAAUACAUCAACAUCAGGAGGAGGGACUCCUUUUCUGUCCUUUGGUCAGAAUUUCUAACGUCUGAACAGACCUUUCCUAAGAACUACCUUUCUGAGCUUCCUGAGCUAAUUUUACAUUUGACCCCCUAUAUUAAAAAUGGCAAGUUAAUCAGUUCUUUUGUUCAGGGAAAUGGCAAUAAUUAUGGCAUAAAUUUAAAGGAUUUUUUAAAAACUGCAUCUAAAUUCUAAAUCUGCUUUUCAGUGUAUUUAACUAUUGAGCACAAGGACCAAUUUUAGAUACAGAGAUGGCAUUUCCUUUGGGCGUUAGGAACAAAAGAUGGUGAUGCCUAUUUUUUCCAAACCAAUGCACAU
Camelus dromedarius (Arabian camel) is the source of this 12551-nucleotide messenger RNA. It is a transcript of the gene PCDH7, whose product is annotated as protocadherin 7. Lineage: Eukaryota; Metazoa; Chordata; Mammalia; Artiodactyla; Camelidae. Gene Ontology annotation, molecular function: calcium ion binding. The record is from RefSeq and is a predicted model, not a curated record. Gene Ontology annotation, cellular component: plasma membrane. Bases 1659 to 4871 code for a protein of 1070 amino acids. Gene Ontology annotation, biological process: homophilic cell-cell adhesion. The transcript is spliced from 2 exons.